Messenger RNA from Penaeus monodon (black tiger shrimp), 2235 nucleotides. RefSeq names its product E3 SUMO-protein ligase PIAS1-like. Gene Ontology annotation, molecular function: SUMO ligase activity; zinc ion binding; transcription coregulator activity. Bases 68 to 1345 code for a protein of 425 amino acids. Gene Ontology annotation, biological process: regulation of transcription by RNA polymerase II; protein sumoylation. The record is from RefSeq and is a predicted model, not a curated record. The transcript has 11 exons. NCBI's taxonomy places the organism in Eukaryota, Metazoa, Arthropoda, Malacostraca, Decapoda, Penaeidae.
UGAGUGUUAGUAAUUUCGUACUCCUUGGAACUAGCAAAAAGUGUACUGCAUAACUCCUUGGACAGAGAUGCAGCACCCGGCAAAUAAUCCAAUAGAUCUUGCCAGGGCCAUUUCGGGUUUCUUCACAUAUGGUUUUGACAAGAUUUGGGCGAUCGGACGCGGGUCUCACCCCACCCCCCCGGCCCCACCUGGCUCACACUUGCACCGACGCGGCCGCGGCAACUCGAGAAAUCAUCCGGGCAGAAGGGGCGGCCGCUACAGCAGAAGGGCGCCUGAGCAUCCAGCGAACAGACCGCCGGGGAUGCACGGCAGGAGCCAUCUGAGAGCAAACCCUUGCAAUGUGCACUGGAACAGAAUACUGACAGGUGGGGACGCCAUGCCACGGAUGAACACUCCAGCAGACGUUGUGAGCGCAAGGCCUCCUCUGAACGCCUUCCCGCUGGCGGACCUCUCCCGCAGGACCGAGGACGAGAGGGCCACGGGCCAUAGGAGGCCGGAGGGUCCAAGCCGACUCGAGGAAGUGAAGCUGAAAGAGCUGCCGUUCUACUCUCACAUUUCUAACAUCCUCCUCGACUCGUAUCUCGCGCCUCUCUUCUCGUUUUCGAAGACCUUUUCUUUUAAAAUAUCUUCCAAGACGGCCAGAGAUAUAGAUAAGGAAGGUCACCAGGUGCUGUUGAUGUUAAGCCUCCUGGACGGGAGGGCACCGCAGGACAUCCGGUGGCCUGCGAGGUCCGAGAUCGAAGUCAAUGGGAAGAAUCGGCACUUGCGGGGAACCUCCAUGCCGGUCAACAUCACUGAGUUAUGCCGUUUGGAACAAGAUUGCACAAAUGAACUGAAGAUAAGCAGCAGUAAAUGCCGUGGAGAGACCUACGUGGUGUUUGUGUCUCAGAUGAAGAAGAUUCCCGUAAGCGAAGUUUUAGCCAAGAUUAAAGCCAGGAAACCGAUCAGGAAGAUGGAGACGCAGGAGCUCAUCAGAGCACGUCUGAAACAGGAUUCCGAAGGUGACAUAUCCACGACGACCUUCCAGUGCUCUCUCCAGUGCCCCAUCGGGAUGACUAGGAUGACGUUGCCUUGUCGAGCAUCCACUUGCAAACACAUCCAGUGCUUUGAUGCGCUGGUUUACAUACGGAUGAACGAGUGCAAACCCACAUGGAUUUGCCCCGUGUGCAAUUGCCCCGCUCACUUCUCAGACCUUCUGAUUGAUGGGUAUUUUCAAGACAUAUUGCAGAAGGACAAAAGUAACGCGAAGAUAAAGUUCCACAGCAACGGCACCUGGUCGCCCGUGCCCAGCAGUGAGCCCGAGGGAAACUGCGCCAGAAGUUCCGAAGAAUAUUCCCGUGGCUAAGAGGAAGUUUUCUCAAGUUGAUGAGGUGGUUGUGAUUGAUCUAGAAGACGAGGACCCGUUCACACUGAAAGAUCCACUCAAGGACCGAAACAACAACAGCCUCGGCCACAAGGAGCCCAGCGAGGCCGAGAAGGAUCCAGCCACAGCCCUCCUUCGUCCUCCUCUGCCGAAGGAUGAUCCACUGGGGAGGAGGAGAAGCAGUAGAACUAGUGUGUCCUCGGUACAGGUUCCCGUGACAAUUGAACCCCUGGCCAAACGCAUAAGGACUAGAUCGACGAAUCGGAGAAGCAGUCAAACGAAUGAAUUCCUGAACCUUCUCUAUUCUCCCAAACAGAGGUGUGCAUUAGCCUCUCAGCAGACAACUCGGAAGGGAGAACCAGAAGAAAUUCGCAAACCUCAAGGAGAAAACACAGAUAAAGUUGGCUUAGAAUUGCAGCUCAGAAUACGUUUUAAUUUUUCGCUGUAAAUUAUUAUGAAUAUGUUCUGUAAUUUUAAAGAAUUGUUUUAGAUUUUACAGGAAGCAAUGAUUUACACAAGUAUUGCAUUGUAUAACUUCUUCAUUUAUUUUAACGAUUCAAAAUUAAUCAUUAUUUCACAGAUUAGAGAAUGUAUGAAGACGCUCUGUUGUGAGUGAUUGUUUUAUAUUUUUUCCGGAGUAUGAUUCUUCGUUUUCUUUUAUAGAUCUGCUUUUUACAGAAAAAUGAAAUGUAUAUCGUUUCAAAAUUAAUUGUAAUGUCCAGACUGGCUUGAUUUAUACCGUAAUCGUGAGCACAUUUGAUAGAAGUUAUUCCUUGACACGAAAAAGAUACGUACCUAGGAUUAUUUGUAUAUCGUGAGAGAAUAAUUAUCAUAAGUAGAACCCAGUUUCUUCUAAUAAACUUUGACUUUUA